Molecule: messenger RNA, 635 nt
Organism: Symbiodinium necroappetens
Lineage: Eukaryota; Dinophyceae; Suessiales; Symbiodiniaceae
Source: the annotation of a GenBank genome assembly
AUGGGAUAUGGAGUGGGAGCUGUCCCUGUGGAUCCUGAAGAAGAUCCUCUUCAAGAGGGUGACCUUGGAGAGCAGCUUGAGCCGCCUCAAGAAGAAGAGGAGGUGGAGCCAGCUAUUCACAAGCUCAAGGCGGAGGAGCUAUGGAACGAUGAUGAGUUGGCCGAGCAACAGAAGCUCGUGGAGGAGAUCAUCGAGUUGAUGGCCAAGGACCCGGUGCACAAGGUGACCCGAACACCAGCUGUAAGCCAGCAAGACGCCAAUCGGCGAAGUACCUACGCAACAGUUGGUGCCUACAAUCAUGGUGGUGUGUUUGGGGUGACAAAGUACACGGAGGAGGCGACCGCCCUGACGAGGAAAGUCGCUGAUCUUCUUCGGAUGGACUUCCCCGGCGAGUGUUUUACUUCGGCGACGAUCAUACAGAACACCGUGAUGCCCACGCACCGAGACCUGUUCAACGAUUUCGAUUCUCGCAACCUUAUCUCUCCUUUGAGGGUUACCUCAGGGGCAGCUGUGUGGGAAGAGCUGAAGCCGGGAGAUAAGUUCCAGGGAACCUAUGCCGAGAUGACCGUCAAGGACAAAAAGAUGCCCGGACAGCUCCACAUGCUCACCGGGCCAGUGAUGAUAAAUCCUCGCAG